Geodia barretti is the source of this 427-nucleotide messenger RNA. NCBI's taxonomy places the organism in Eukaryota, Metazoa, Porifera, Demospongiae, Tetractinellida, Geodiidae. The record is from the annotation of a GenBank genome assembly.
CCAGUGUUGUGUGCCUUCUUGCACUUGCCGCUUUUGAUUGGCGGCCAAUCGCAAGUACGACUGGUAGACGGAUCCAGCAACUACUCAGGAAGAGUGGAGGUUCUUUAUGACGGCCAGUGGGGGACCAUCUGUGGGGAGUUCUGGGACCUGUUUGACGCCAUGGUAGUCUGCAGGCAGUUGGGGAUUUACUCCACAAGCAUUGCUGUUUAUUCUGAUGCACACUAUGGCCAAGGGUCUGGAGAAACUUUGCUUCAUCCCCACUGCAAUGGAGGAGAGUCAGACCUGUUUGAUUGCCACGUUAUUCUUUUCCCAGACUGUACACAUGACUUGGAUGCGGCAGUGGAUUGCACUCCACGUACGUUACACUUAGUCAGUGUAUAGCAAAAACCCUGUGUCGUGCUAUAUUAUGAUUGUAUGCAAGGCUGCU